AUGUCAUCAUCACAGGAAGAGUAUUCAUCAGAUGAAGAAAGCAUUUAUGACUCCAACGAGUCGCAUAAAUCAAAAGUGCUUCUAGGUUUUGCUGAUGGGCCGAUUACAGAAGAUGACCAGCCAAUAUUGGAGGAUACCUUUAUUGGAGGGCAACCAAUAUGGCUCCAUCCAGAAUCUAAACCAAAAGAAGACUACCUCAUUUGCGAUCGUUGUGGAAAGAAAUUGGCUUUACUUUUGCAAGCGUUCUCUCCACUUGAUGGCGCUUUGUAUGAUCGUGUGUUGUACAUAUUCGGUUGUAAAAAUGGUCAAUGUGCAAAGCAAAAGGGAAGCGUCAAGGCAAUUAGAGGUAUCAACAAGAGCGAUGAGGUUGCAAAGAGAAUCAAAGAGGAACUAGAUGGAAUCAAAGUAAAGGAAAUGGAAGAUAAAUUAAAGCUGGAACAACUGAAGAAAUUAAACGAUGAGUUGACGAAAAACUUAUUCAACAAGGACACAUCUGGUAACAAUCCAUUUGGUGGGUCGAACCCAUUUGCAAAGAAUGAUAAUCCAUUCAGUAGUGGUCUGUCCAAUCCCUUUGCCAAUGCGAAAGAAGCAAAGACAACCAAUGCUUCUACAAAGACUCCUCAACUGUAUGCUGAAGUAGCGAAAACUGCACCAAAACUGCCCAAAAGAGAACUGCAGAAGUUACAAGGCGAUCUACCUCAAUACAAUGGUAGUUUUGUAUACGUUGAUCUGGAAAAAUUCCGCAACGAUAAAGAUGAAGACGCUCAAUUGGCAAAGUAUAAGCACUUGAUUGAAGAAAAUGAUGCACCUGAAGAAGGCGCGUCAAGUAAAAGACGCGGGUCAUCCUCUUCGGCGGUUUUGGAUCCACAGACAACCAAAAUCUCCAAUAUGCUUGAUGACAAGUAUUUUGAAAACUUUUCAUCCACGGUCAAACACAACCCUGGUCAAGUAUUGCGCUACGAUUUGAAUGGUAAGCCAUUACUUUACAAUGGGAAAGAUGAUGUUGCCAAGGCAUUCUUGACUUCAAGCGGACAGCCAAAUAUUCCACGUCCUGGAUAUAACCCCAGUAGUGAGCGCAGAUUCGAAUUGCAGUUGAUGCCAAAAGCAAUUAUGGAUCUUGAAGGAUUGGACAGAGAAAAUGUUGAUAUCAAGGACAUAUUGAAUGGAAUGUCAUGGGGUACAAUUAUCGUCUGCACCGAUGUCGAGGAUUAUAUACGAGAGGAGGAUCUUGAUGAAAACAAGGUUGGGUAUGUUCAAGAAUGGUGUGGUGUGCAAUGGGAAGAAAGUGCAUAG
Lodderomyces theae is the source of this 1293-nucleotide messenger RNA. RefSeq lists its product as uncharacterized. Gene Ontology annotation, biological process: maturation of SSU-rRNA. Gene Ontology annotation, cellular component: cytoplasm. NCBI's taxonomy places the organism in Eukaryota, Fungi, Ascomycota, Pichiomycetes, Serinales, Debaryomycetaceae. The record is from RefSeq and is a predicted model, not a curated record. The coding region runs from base 1 to 1293 and encodes 430 amino acids. The transcript has a single exon.